Molecule: messenger RNA, 929 nt
Organism: Neurospora tetrasperma FGSC 2508
Lineage: Eukaryota; Fungi; Ascomycota; Sordariomycetes; Sordariales; Sordariaceae
Exons: 1
Biological process (GO): UV-damage excision repair; nucleotide-excision repair; mitotic recombination
Cellular component (GO): nucleotide-excision repair factor 1 complex; nucleus; ERCC4-ERCC1 complex
Molecular function (GO): damaged DNA binding; single-stranded DNA binding
Source: RefSeq, a predicted model, not a curated record
UAAUUCCGAUCUUAGGUAGUAAAAACAAAAUGGACGACGACUUUGACGACGCCGAGCUCCUCCAAGCUCUCGCCGCCUCCGAAGCAGCAGCAGCCAGACAACAACCCCAACGCCCACCAGCACCACCAGGUCGCGGCAUUGUCCAACCCACUCCCCAACGCCUUGACAAACCACCACCCUCCAACUCCUCCUCCUCUUCCACUGGCCCGCGAAUAGUCCAACCCACCCCACAAGCCCUCCCCGGCGCCCGCUCCUCCUCGGGCUCCUCCAUCCUCGUCUCCCCGCGCCAAAAAGGCAACCCCGUGCUCGCCUCCAUCAAGUCCACCGCGUGGGAAUACUCCGACAUCCCCGCCGACUACGUACUAGGCACCACCACCUGCGCCCUUUUCCUGUCUCUCAAAUACCACCGUCUGCACCCAGAAUACAUCUACACGCGCAUCCGCCUGCUGCAGCAAAACCGGUACAACCUGCGCAUCCUGCUCACGCUCGUCGACAUCCCCAACCACGAGGAGCCCCUGCGCGAGCUCUCCAAGACGUCCCUCGUCAACAACGUGACGGUCAUCUUGUGCUGGUCGGCGCAGGAGGCGGCGCGCUACUUGGAGCUGUACAAGUCGUACGAGCACGCGAGCGCGAGCGCGAUCAGAGGCCAGCAAAAGACGACGUACGCGGAGCAAAUGGUGGAGUUUGUGACGGUGCCGAGGAGCGUGAAUAAGACGGAUGCGAUUGCGCUGGUGAGUACGUUUGGGAGCUUGCGGAAUGCGAUCAAUGUGGCGACGGAGGCGAAUGGGGAGGAGCGGUUGGGGAACGUGCAGGGGUGGGGAGAGAAGAAGGUGAGGAGUUGGAGGAGGGCGGUGGAGGGGAGUUUUAGGGUUCGGAAGGCAGCGGCGCAGGGACGGAAGAAGGCUGCGACGGGUUCCGGUUCCGGGUCA